Cucurbita moschata (crookneck pumpkin) is the source of this 2400-nucleotide messenger RNA. Its product is annotated as pentatricopeptide repeat-containing protein At1g15510, chloroplastic-like. The coding region runs from base 78 to 2249 and encodes 723 amino acids. The record is from RefSeq and is a predicted model, not a curated record. Gene Ontology annotation, molecular function: protein binding; RNA binding. Lineage: Eukaryota; Viridiplantae; Streptophyta; Magnoliopsida; Cucurbitales; Cucurbitaceae. Gene Ontology annotation, biological process: RNA modification. The transcript is spliced from 2 exons.
UAGAGGAACCGGCGGGCCGCACAGAGCAAGGGCCGCAAGCUCUCCCGCUUUCAUGAUUCCGCAUAUUCCCCGCCUUAAUGUUACAGUUUUGUAUUCGAAGUAUUAGAUUUCACUUCGCUCAAAUCGCUCGAUUCCAAUUCAGAAACUACGUUCGAAGUACAGAGCCAAAUUCUUCCGUUCACAUCAACCUCCUCACCCUGUGCUUCAACGCUCAAUCGCUUCGUCAAACCAAAGAAGUCCACGCCAUUUGCCUUCUCAAUGGCUUGCUUCCUCAUAGUGUAUCACUCUGUGCUUCCCUUAUUCUUAAUUACGCCAAGUUUCAACACCCAGAAUCGUUCUGUACUCUGUUCCAUCAAACUGUCCAGAAUUGUCGUACUGCGUUCCUGUGGAAUACCCUGAUUCGCGCUCACUCCAUUGCUGGGAAUGGGACGCUUGAUGGGUUGGAGACGUACAACAGGAUGGUUCGAUUCGGUGUUCAACUCGAUGACCAUACAUUUCCUUUUGUUCUCAAGAUAUGUUCUGAUUCGCUUGAUAUUUGCAAAGGUAUGGAGGUUCAUGGGGUUGUGUUUAAGUUGGGUUUUGAUUCUGAUGUCUAUGUUGGCAAUACGCUGUUGAUGCUGUAUGGGAAUUGUGGGUUCUUAAAUGAUGCUAAAAAGGUGUUCGAUGAAAUGUCUGAGAGAGAUGUCGUCUCGUGGAAUACGGUUAUUGGGCUCCUUUCAGUUAAUGGGGAUUAUAGGGAGGCUCGUAACUAUUACUUUUGGAUGACUUUGAGGUCCGGAAUUCAACCAAAUUUGGUGAGUGUUAUUAGUCUUUUACCGAUUUCUGCUGGCCUUGAAGACGAGGAGAUGACAAGACGAAUUCAUUGUUACAUUGUGAAAGUUGGUUUGGAUUCUUUGGUAACCUCUUGCAAUGCACUUGUCGAUGCAUAUGGGAAAUGUGGGAGUGUGAAAACUUCAUGGCAAGUUUUUGAUGAGAUAAUUGAGAAGAAUGAAGUCUCAUGGAAUUCAAUCAUCAAUGGUCUAGCUUUUAAGGGUCAUUUCUGGGAUGCCUUGGAUGUUUUUAGGAUGAUGAUCGAUGCAGGAACUAAACCGAACUCGGUCACCAUUUCGAGCAUUCUUCCUGUGUUUGUUGAGCUUGAAUGUUUCAAAGCAGGAAAAGAAAUUCAUGGGUUCAGUAUGAGAAUGGGAACAGAAACUGAUCUUUUCACUGCCAAUUCCCUGAUCGAUAUGUAUGCCAAGUCUGGUCAUUCAACUGAGGCAUCUAGCAUAUUCCACAACAUGGAUGGAAGGAACAUAGUUUCUUGGAACGCUAUGAUCGCUAAUUAUGCUCUAAAUGGGGUCGCGUUGGAAGCAAUAAGAUUUGUAAUACUAUUGCAAGAGAGUGGAGAACGCCCCAAUGCAGUGACCUUUACCAAUGUUCUUCCUGCUUGUGCACGUUUGGGUCACCUUGGUCCUGGCAAAGAAAUACAUGCCAUGGGCGUUCGUUUAGGACUAACAUCUGAUUUGUUUGUAACCAAUGCUCUGACCGACAUGUAUGCAAAAUGUGGUUGCUUUCGUUCUGCUCGAAACGUCUUUAACACCUCCCAUAAAGAUGAAGUUUCUUAUAACAUAUUAAUUACAGGAUAUUCCGAAACAAACGAUUGCUUGGAGUCUCUGAAUUUGUUCUCAGAAAUGAGGCUGCUUGGUAAAAAGCCUGAUGUCGUUUCCUUUAUGGGUGUCAUAUCAGCAUGUGCAAACCUAGCUGCAGUCAAGCAAGUUCUGUCAGCUUGUAGCCAUGGAGGACUAGUUGAACGUGGUUGGCAAUACUUCAGCGAGAUGUUAGCUCAACAUCUUGAACCCACUGAAAUGCACUAUACAUGUCUGGUUGAUCUACUCGGGCGUGCUGGUUUCGUAGAAGAGGCAGCAGAGCUGAUUCGACGACUACCGAUAGCGCCCGAUUCAAAUAUUUGGGGAGCUCUACUUGGUGCUUGUCGAAUUUACGGAAACGUUGAACUAGGGUGCAAGGCAGCAGAGCAUUUAUUUGAGCUAAAGCCUCAGCAUUGUGGAUACUAUAUUCUUCUUGCAAACAUGCAUGCAGAAACAGGAAGAUGGGAUGAGGUAAACAGGAUUAGGGAACUUAUGAAGUCUAGAGGAGCGAAAAAGAGCCCUGGCUGUAGUUGGGUUCAGAUUCAUGACCAGCUGCAUGCUUUUGUGGUUGAUGAUCGAGCAGAGGGAUUUGAAUCAGGUGGUUUACUGGCAGAAUUCGUUUGAUCUGAUAGGUUAUUACAAUGUCAAACUCAUUAUAAACAAACAGUUUAGUCUGCGUUUAAUCGGUUUGGAUACACCAGGUUUGCAGUGUCCAUGAAAUAGAAUUUUAUUUAUUUCAUCUCAUUACAAUUCAAUAUGAAUGGAUGAGGUUACA